Messenger RNA from Dendrobium catenatum, 402 nucleotides. RefSeq lists its product as uncharacterized. The record is from RefSeq and is a predicted model, not a curated record. The coding region runs from base 1 to 402 and encodes 133 amino acids. NCBI's taxonomy places the organism in Eukaryota, Viridiplantae, Streptophyta, Magnoliopsida, Asparagales, Orchidaceae. The transcript has a single exon.
AUGACGUACAAGCAAGCAGCCCAAUCCCCACAGUGGAUUUCUACCAUGACCGAAGAAAUACUUGCUCUUAAACAAAAGGGCACGUGGUCGCUUGUCCCUCCCCCAACCAACGAUCCAAUUCUUGGUUGCAAAUGGACUUUCAAAAUCAAGACUCUUCCAAACGGAUCUAUUGAUCUUUACAAAGCACGCUUGGUGGCUCAAGGAUUCAAUCAUACACAAGGCGACAACUACAAUGAAACCUUCAGCCCUGUCACGAAGAUGACAACCAUCAGAAUGCUUCUCACCCUUGCUCUUCAUCGCAACUGGUCCACUCUACAACUCAAAGUAUCCAAUGCAUUCUUGCAUGGCGAUCUCAUAGAAAAAAUCUAUAUGCAUCAACCACCAGGCUUCAUCGACCCCUAA